Molecule: messenger RNA, 921 nt
Organism: Exophiala spinifera
Lineage: Eukaryota; Fungi; Ascomycota; Eurotiomycetes; Chaetothyriales; Herpotrichiellaceae
Exons: 1
Coding region: 1-921 (306 amino acids)
Cellular component (GO): nucleolus; small-subunit processome
Molecular function (GO): small ribosomal subunit rRNA binding
Source: RefSeq, a predicted model, not a curated record
AUGCGUGCCAAACGGAGCAAGAAAUAUCGCAAGAUAAUGUCCAACUACGCCAUGACAUUUUCGUUCCGCGAGCCCUACCAGGUCCUCCUCGACUCGAACUUCCUUCGCACAUGCCACACUUUCCACAUGCCUCUACAAAAGUACCUGAACAACACCCUCCACGGCGAGAGCAAACUCUUCAUUACACGCUGUACGCUCGCGAAGAUCAUGGCCGACUUUGAACGCACCCGACCCGAAGGCUCCCGGCAAAAGAGACCCGAUUUCCUCCCUCCGCCUACCGAGGUCCCCUUGCGGUACUGCAAACACAAGAACAACGAGGGCGAAGACCUCGGGGAGGUCGACGAGGCACGGUGUCUGCUAGACUUACUCGCGGGGCAGCCGCACGGCAAUGAGCAACCCAAGAACAAGCAGCAUUACAUCCUUGCGACCGCGGACGUGGACGACAAGGACCGGCGAAGAAAGGGCUUCAUAGACGUCCGGGAGCGCGCGCGCAUGAUCCCCGGCGUGCCCAUCGUGUACGUGAAGCGGAGCGUGAUGAUCCUCGAAGAGCUGAGCGGGACGAGCGAGGGGGUGAAACGACGAGGGGAGAAAGAGAAGUUUGCAGAGGGCCUUGUUGGUCUAGACAGGAAGAGAAAGCGCGGUGGCGGGGAGGACAGCGAGGAUGAGUUGGAUGAGCUCGCGCAGCAGCUGGAGAAUGAAAGUGCGGGCGUGAAGUCUCGAGGCGCGAAGAGAGCCAAGGGUCCAAACCCACUGAGUGUGAAAAAGAAGAAAACCAAGACAACAUUGGAGCGGUCAGGAAACGAUGGCCAUGAAGAAGGAGGAGGCCAGACUAAGAGGCGGAGGAGGAAGCAUGGCGGGAAAAAGGACCAGGAAGGACAUGAAGAACCCGACGGGAAGACCGUUGAGACGUCGGAGGCAUGA